AUGUAGUGGGUGCGAAUUAAACGAACAUGUUCACAAAAAACCCGCAGUCCGACCACAGCUGCUGUCUGUGAAGGUAUGGCCUCACAAGUUACGGUCUGCCCACCACAUGUUUAUCAACCCCAGACAAGUGCCUUUUGCAGAGCGAAGAAAAUCGAUCCCAGCAGCUGUGUUUACCAUGAGAAGAUCCCUCGCACUUACGUGGUCGGUGUGAAUCUAGGCAUUGCGCACCCUACCGAUAUUAUACCUUUAUUGAGAAUCGAAGCUUUGACUAGCGAGAAACAGACUGAUACAGCUCCACAGGAGCUCCUCGGAAGGGCUUCCUCGCCACACAAACGUGUGGCAUUGGAGGGCGACCUUCAGUAUUUCUCCAGAGCGGCCGCGGCAGUUGAAGAAGAAAGUGGAGACAGUGGCCAAAACAGCCAAAGUAGUAGUAGAAGCAGUGGCGGUGCUCCAGAAGGGCCGGAGCGAAUCGAGAGGAACGGUGGUUUGAAUUCGUUUGACAGAACCCAAAGAUGUGGGUUUAAAUGCAAAGGGGAGGAGCUUGAGAACGGCAAGAGCAUCAUGCAGAUAGUAGAGGAGCAUUCGACUCUACCUGCCAUGUUGCAAACAAAUGUUGGGAGUUCGACCGCAGUAGGCGUGGCCCCACCUGAGCAGAACGCAACCAGGACGGGAGCCGUGAGCGGGACAGGCGACGGCGACUAUCAGUUGGUCCAACAUGAAGUGCUGUGCUCCAUGAAGCACACCUACGAAGUGUUGGAGUUCUUGGGACGUGGUACGUUCGGUCAGGUGGUCAAAUGUUGGAAGCGAGGCACCAAUGAGAUUGUGGCGGUGAAGAUACUGAAGAACCACCCGUCGUACGCCCGCCAGGGCCAGGUCGAGGUGAGCAUCCUGGCCCGACUGAGCGGGGAGAACGCCGAGGAGCACAACCUGGUGAGGGCUUUCGAGUGCUUCCAGCACAGAAGCCACACCUGUCUGGUGUUCGAGAUGCUGGAGCAGAACCUGUACGACUUCCUCAAGCAGAACAAGUUCAGUCCAUUGCCGCUGAAGGUGAUUAGGCCCGUUCUGCAACAGGUGGCCAUGGCGCUGAAGAAGCUCAAGAGCUUGGGCCUGAUUCAUGCCGAUCUUAAACCGGAGAACAUUAUGCUGGUAGAUCCCGUGAGGCAGCCCUUCCGUGUAAAAGUGAUUGACUUUGGCUCUGCCAGCCACGUCUCCAAAGCUGUGUGUUCGACGUACCUGCAGUCUCGCUACUACAGGGCUCCAGAGAUCAUCCUGGGCUUACCCUUCUGUGAGGCCAUAGACAUGUGGUCACUGGGCUGCGUCAUCGCUGAGCUCUUCUUGGGCUGGCCGCUUUAUCCAGGAGCGCUGGAGUAUGACCAGAUUCGUUACAUCUCUCAAACUCAAGGGUUUCCCGGAGAGCAGCUUCUGAACGUGGGGACGAAGACGGCCCGAUUUUUCUGCAAGGAGUCCGAUUCACCGUACGCCACCUGGAGACUGAAGACGACUGAAGAACAUGAGACAGAAACGGGACUGAAGUCCAAGGAGGCGAGGAAGUACAUUUUCAGCUGUCUAGAUGACAUUGGACAUGUGAAUCUAAUGCUCAACAUGGAGGGCUGUGACCAGUUGGCAGAGAAAGCUGACAGGAGAGAAUUUGUGGACCUGCUAAAGAUGAUGCUGAUGAUUGAUGCCGAUCAGAGAAUCGCCCCUUCAGAUGCACUUACCCACCCUUUUGUCACUAUGCAGCACCUGAUGGAUUUCCCCCAUUGCAACCAUGUCCAGUCUUGUUUCCACAUCAUGGACGUGUGUCACUUAAGAACCAGCAUGUACGAUACUCUCAACCGCAACAAAGCACCCCCACUUAUGAAGCCUGUGACGCUUCCAAGUGCUCCAAAUAUCACUGUCGCCUUCAACAAAAUGCCAUCUGUCCACUCUCAGACCCUGGCGCCGUCUGCUCCACCUGUGGUGCAUCCGGGAAUUCCCAUCCAGACAGGAAGCGCCCAGUUUGGGUGUAACGAGUCCUUUCAGCAGGCACUCAUUCUAUGCCCUCCUGCUCUUCAAGGACUCCCUUCAAACCCAAAUCAGCCAGCAGGAUAUUCGGUUAGAAUGGAGAACACUCUUCCUCUGGUGACCCAAGCCCCAGCUAUCCAGCCUUUACCCAUGAGACCAGGAGUUAUAGCACAACAGCCCUGGUCCAACAGAACUCCACAGAUCCUGGUGCCAGCUUGGCAGCAGGUCCCACCACCUGCUACGAGCUUGGCAUCCGAUACAGUUGUUGGACCGCAGAGACGAGGAGACUGGGGGAAAGUGCGACCACACAGCAGCCAUUACAGUUCGGUGAUGCCCCAGCCUAUUGUUCCCAACCAAAUGGCUGUGUCAGCCCAUCAGCCUAUAAACAUUGGCAUUGCUCAUGUGGUCUGGCCUCAGCCUGCAUCUAACAAGAGGAACAAACCCAGUCAGAACAGGAGUAUGAAUGUCUCGCACUACACGGACACACACCCCUCAGUGUGUCCGUCACCAAAGAUGGCGGACAGGUUGGCGAGUGCGGAGCCACAGCCGAGCUCUCCUGACAGAGAGGUGCAGACCCAGGUGAAACCGGAACCGGAGCAGGUGGAGGAGGGUUGCUGUAAGGUGGCGGUGGCCAAUCAGCAGCGAGAGUCUAUUAUUAUCAGAGAGUCGCCCAGCCCAACAGUAAGCGUCAUUAGCAUAAGCAGCGGCACAGAUGAAGAGGAACAAGCACAGAGGUGCUCCCUUAACAAGUGUAAGGGCAGUCCGGAGUGUGAGGCAUGCACAGGCUCUCUGAACAUGGAGCGAGUGUGUUCCCUCAGCAGUCCUGAUAGCAGCCUGAGCACCAGCUCCUCAGCCUCGGCACAAUCCAGCCCCUCGCCAUGCAAAAGACCCAGCAGUAUAUCGGAAGACGAUGGCCAUGAAAGUGGGUGUGAAACAGUAGAUGGCUCGCCCCCUUCAGACUCCUCCCUAGGGCCCCACGACAGCCCCUUCCCUGAAAGACGCUUCCUGACCAAUCAGAAUCAGGAACCCCAGGCCAGGCGUGGACACCCCAACACAGCGCUGAAUAAACCUGCGGUGAGGACCGUGGUGGUGCCGCCCAUGAGAGUGCUGAACAAUAACCAUCAUCCCAACAAUGUGCAGCACACAAUCGGCACAGUCUUAGAAUCCUCCUGCCAGUCCAGAGGUCGCUGCGGCCCAGGACGACUGAGCCACCUUUCCACACCCACACUGCCCCGCCAGCAGAAACUGAGCUCUUCAUUCCAGCCACAGCCGCCAGGCUUUGGCCAGGUCCAGCAUUACGGGUCGUGCCACAAGGAGUGGAACGGCAACUACCGGCAGCCACGCCGGCCACAGGCUUUCAUCCCGCCCACAGUACACGGCCCCACCUUCCCGCUUCCGCACGGCAGCCCCACACACUCGGCCGGUCACCCGCCACCUCCCGCCCUCCUCUCCUAUCCGCCUUCUGCACCCGUGGCCCACCUCUUGCCUUCGCCAUGCCAACCGCCGGCCCCUCGGCCCGUCUUGCAGCCCGCCUACAGCCUGGUGCACCACCAGGGCAUCAGCGUGGGCAUCAACCACAGGCUUCUGCCCUCCCCCACCCUGCUCCCGCAGGGCCAGUUCAAAGCCCUCUUUCCCCCGCACUCCUAUGUGGCGUCACCCGCCUACGCAGGCUUCCCCCUCAGCCCCAGCAAACUCAGUCAGUACCCAUACAUCUGA
Messenger RNA from Onychostoma macrolepis, 3720 nucleotides. RefSeq names its product homeodomain interacting protein kinase 3a (gene hipk3a). The record is from RefSeq and is a predicted model, not a curated record. Gene Ontology annotation, molecular function: protein tyrosine kinase activity; protein serine/threonine kinase activity; ATP binding. Gene Ontology annotation, cellular component: nucleus; cytoplasm; PML body. NCBI's taxonomy places the organism in Eukaryota, Metazoa, Chordata, Actinopteri, Cypriniformes, Cyprinidae. Gene Ontology annotation, biological process: peptidyl-serine phosphorylation; peptidyl-threonine phosphorylation.